AUGGGGAAAGACUCCGCAAAUAAUGCCGGAAAAGAUGCAGAGAAGGACACAACUGACACAAAAGAUCUUGCAGAGCUGUCAAAAGCGUUUGAAAACUUCAAACGUGAUUUCAGAAGUCAGAUGAGGGAAAUUAAAGACAGCAUAACGUUUUGCUCUGAUACUUGCAGUGAGGUGAAAGAUGCAGCCAUUGAUAUUAAGAAUAUGAGAACUGAAAUGCAAGAACUUAUCAGGCAAAACAUGGAACUAAAAGCAGAAAACAAGAAACUGGCACAAAAAUGCGAUGAGCUGGAGCAGUAUCAGCGCCUAAACAAUCUUGAGAUAAAAGGUGCCCCGGUGGGAAAUGAUCCAGUGACAGUUGUAACAAAGAUAGGGGAAGCUGUCGGCACGACGAUUGAUCCGGCUGACAUCGACACAUGCCACUGGAUUCACACCCCUAAACCAGGUGUGCAGAAGAUAAUCGUUCGUUUUGUCAAAAGAACAAAACGUGACGAUAUUCUGGCGAAGUGUAGAAAGAAAAGGCUGGAUAGCUCUGUGCUUGGGGAUAAGAAAAUGCCCAUUUUUGUAAGUGAGCAUUUGACUCAGAGGGGCAAGGCUUUGCUUGCAGCGGCAAUACAGAAAAAGAAAGAAACUGGCUGGAAAUUUGUCUGGACAUCUGGUGGCAAAGUGCUAGCACGCAAAGAUGAAGGUUCACGAGUGAUACACAUUGCGGAUGAGGCAAGCCUGACUAAAAUAGGGAAUUGA
Dermacentor andersoni is the source of this 741-nucleotide messenger RNA. Lineage: Eukaryota; Metazoa; Arthropoda; Arachnida; Ixodida; Ixodidae. The record is from RefSeq and is a predicted model, not a curated record.